GCAGGUUCCGAGAAUUGUGCUGGACACAAGGAGGGAUGGGGAACAGCAGAAGCCAGUUGGGGCCGAAUUUUUGCUCCCAGUUUCUUCCUGAGGAGCAGGCGGAGAUCGACAGACUGUUUGACGCUCUGUCGUCGGAGACACACGGCUCAGACACCUCGUCCCGAUCCUUCUCCCUGAAGGCGCUGAAGAAGCAUGUUGGGGAAGCUCUUCCCCCGGAGAUGGUCACCAGACUCCAUGAUGGCAUGCGGAGGGUCGACCUGACGGGGAAGGCCAAGGGGCCCAGCGACAACGUCUCCCAGGAGCAGUUCACAGUGUCCAUGUCCCACCUAUUGAAGGGAAACUCCGAGGAGAAGAGUCUUGUAAUCCUGAAAAUGAUUUCUGCCACAGAAGGUCCUGUGAAAGCAAGAGAAGUCCAGAAGUUUACAGAGGAUCUGGUUGGCUCUGUGGUGCAUGUGCUCAGCUACAGACAGGAGCUGAGAGGCUGGACCCAGAAGAGAGGCCCAGAUCCCCCUGCCAGGGUGCAGGCGUUGGCCGCCCAGCUCUUCUCCGAGAUGGACAUUCAAGGUGGCGAGAAGCUUCCGGGGCCUCAGCAGCUGGACCGUGAGUGUGACCGAGCCACGAUCGAGGCCUGGGUGUUCAGGGCUCCCCUCGUGGCCACGUUUCUGAGCGUGGUCGUCCACCGAGGCUUCCUCCUCCUGCGCUCCCCCCUCGACCUGGCCGCCCUCGUCCCCGAGCGUCACGUUGACCAGGAGAGGGUGUUCGAGAGCGUCCUGGACGUCCCGUCGGUCAUCUACAUCAACUCCCACCUGCGCCGCGAGCAGCAGCAACGUUGGCGGCUGCUCUUCUCGUCCGAGCUGCACGGACACAGCUUCGCCCAGCUGUGCGGCCGCGUCACCCGCAGGGGCCCCUGCGUGCUGCUGCUGGAGGACCACGCCGGCCAGGUGUUUGGCGGCUUCGCCUCCUGCUCCUGGGAGGUCAAGCCUCAGUUUCAAGGGGACGACACGUGCUUCCUGUUCUCCAUCUCGCCCCGCAUGGCCGUGUACACGUCCACGGGUUACAACGACCACUACAUGUACCUGAAUCACGGGCAGCAGACCAUCCCAAACGGACUGGGCAUGGGAGGACAACACAACUACUUCGGGCUGUGGGUCGAUGUAGAUUUCGGGAAGGGACACAGCAAGGCCAAGCCCAAGUGCACCACCUACAACAGCCCUCAGCUGUCGGCCCAGGAGAACUUCGGCUUUGAGAAGAUGGAGGUGUGGGCCGUGGGGGACGCCUCAGGCUCGCAGCAGGCCAAGAGCAACAAGAGCAUCCUGGACGUGGACCCCGAGGCCCAGGCCUUGCUGGAGAUCAGUGGGCGGAGCCGCCACAGCGAAGGGCUCCGGGACAUCCCGGAGGCUGAAUGAGGUUUCCCAGAGCUCGGGCCUUCCUGGGCGCCGGCCCUGGACAGAGGGCGGCCUGCGGGGCCCUCCCCGUCGCACGUGUUCAACACAGGGCCGUGCUGGCCACGCCCAGCUGGUCUGGGACGCGCUGAAUCGGACUCAGUAAAAUUCCUUCGGUGCCGCAUGUGGAUUGGUGGGUACGCUUCGCAGGAACCCUGGGUGUCCGUUGGUAGCUUAAGCUUUUUAGUCUGUUUCUCGUCCCUGAAAUCCGGAGACAUGGACGCUUGAGACCUCCGCCCGAGUUCGCGUCUGCUGGGCACGCGCAUUCCGGCCGUGCAGGGCAGGGCUCCGCCUGCCGGGGUCACCUGGCCCCCCGCUCGAGCCACUGCAGUUGAAAACAUGCCUCGAUGUUCCCUUCCAGCUGGUAGAGGGCGGGGACAUUGGGAUGUGAGUCUCCGUGUGCCUUUUGGGGGCAGCUUCCUAUGACCUAAAAUUUGUGUAUUUAUCAAAAAGCAUAAACAGCGAGAGAGCAGGUGUCCCCACAGGUGUUUGUAAUAGGGUCCCCUCUCCCCCCACCUUUCUCAGCUGCUUUUAAAUGAAUCUGUGCCACAGUCUACACGGGUUCCAGGCAGUUCCAUUGCUAACUUAAAUGGGAAUUCGGAAGCUCUGAGAGGUCCUCUGGCAUGAAUUAGUGGUGAGUAACGACCCUACUGGCCUGGGUUCCUGACCACCGCCUCAGUGUCACUGUCCAGCCCAGUGGCCCCCAAAGGGGUGAUGGGUCAUCUGACAGCAGGGACUCACUUGAAAUGGACUUGAGUGAUCCCGGCGAGCUGACCAUGACCCUGGGUGAGGGUCUGAGGCCGGGCCAGGGAAUCGAAGCCUGCCUCGAGAAGUCCCUCCUUCCUGGACGGAGCUGUGGGCUCGGCUCUGAGACCUACACCUGGUUCUUGGGUCUUUCGCUGUCAACUUGAACUUUCUGGAGAUGGGACGGAUAUGGGGCCUUUCACUCUAGAACCUGCCUGCUUAGAAGCCACGGUAAGCCAAGCUGUUCGCAUCUGGCAGGUGUGGCCUUUUCUCCCGGGGGGCUCCCCAAACUUUGCCCUUAGCAGUGCCCCCGACUGAGCAGAAGGCCUUGCAAAUGAGCUUUUAAAAGAAAAAUGCGUGUCCAGACUACGCAGAGGGGCGGCGGCCUGACCUGGACAUAGUCGUGAUCGAUUUUCCUCCUGAAAGGCCAGUUUUUCAUAAGCUGCUCAGGUACAUUGUGGGGUCUCCCCAGCCGGUGGGGUAGUAGAUCGGGGCGGGGAGGCUCCUCGGAUAUCCUGACCAUAAAACCAAAGAGUUAGGUCGGUCCUGCUCCUUCCAUCUGUUCUGGAAUUUCUUUUGAUAAAAAAGCAACUGAGUACCUCACUAAUAACAGGUGUGUUGGUGUUUGUACCUCGAGCCCCGUCGUCUGGCUGUCAGGCUUGGAUUUUGUUGGUGGACGCCCUGUGCUUUGGGUCUCUUGUCAUCAGAGGGCAAGUGACAAGUGGGGACCCGUUCACCAGGAGGGCACGCUUACACAGGGCAAGGCAGGGUCCCAGCCCAGGCGCUCGGCCCCCUGGGGGUGCGGCCCUG
Enhydra lutris kenyoni (northern sea otter) is the source of this 2996-nucleotide messenger RNA. It is a transcript of the gene MEAK7, whose product is annotated as TBC/LysM-associated domain containing 1. The transcript is spliced from 8 exons. Bases 36 to 1406 code for a protein of 456 amino acids. The record is from RefSeq and is a predicted model, not a curated record. NCBI's taxonomy places the organism in Eukaryota, Metazoa, Chordata, Mammalia, Carnivora, Mustelidae. Gene Ontology annotation, biological process: TOR signaling.